Spirometra erinaceieuropaei is the source of this 513-nucleotide messenger RNA. Lineage: Eukaryota; Metazoa; Platyhelminthes; Cestoda; Diphyllobothriidea; Diphyllobothriidae. The record is from the annotation of a GenBank genome assembly.
AUGGGCGAGGACGGCACAAAACUGCUUCAGCAGAGGCUGGCCGAACGAACCCGCGAAGAUAAAGCAACACGCGAAGCAACCCUGGAGAGCAAAUUUCGUAAGCUGCCUGUCCCAAUCUCAUCCAAGAACGACAAACUGGUGCACAACUUGUCGUUAAAGGAGCUGACGGAGGAACAAAUGCAGGUUUUACGGCAUGAGGCCUCAUUCAACACAGCCGAUGCCAAACCUGCCAUCAUGAUCGCAGCAGUGGAAUCAAUCCUCAGCCAGACGGGAGCGACAGAAGAAACGAAGAACCUCACUCGACACCAAGUGUUCUCCCUCCUCAUGGCUCAUAGGCCGCGCGAUGUGCUUUCCAAGGUCAAGCGCGAUGCACUUAAGGAACUCAGGGCCGACAACGACCUCGUUAUCGUGCCUGCGGACAAGAGGCGUUCAACGGUCGUAUUGGACAGGACAGACUACAAUCAAAAAGCCAAAAGCUUGUUGGAGGAUCGUCAGUCCUAUGUCCCAUGCUAA